Anguilla anguilla (European eel) is the source of this 2922-nucleotide messenger RNA. RefSeq names its product mucin-5AC-like. The transcript has 3 exons. The record is from RefSeq and is a predicted model, not a curated record. NCBI's taxonomy places the organism in Eukaryota, Metazoa, Chordata, Actinopteri, Anguilliformes, Anguillidae. The coding region runs from base 74 to 2914 and encodes 946 amino acids.
UGUAUUAUUCCCCCUCAUUGACCCUUGAUAGAAGGGCCAGCUGUGAAGUGUGUUCAUAACGGCUCUUCCCAAAAUGGAUACCGGGCUGCUUUUCCUAGCUUUGCUCCUCAGAGAAGUUUCAGUUUCAGAUCACACAACCACUACAAUCACAACUACCCUAACCACCCCUACCCCUGAUCAUUCAACCAAUGCUAUCACAACUACCCUAACCACCUCUACCCCAGAUCACACAACCUUUGCCAUCGCAAGUAUUUUAACCACCCCUACCCCAGAUCUUACAAUCACCCCUACCCCAGAUCAUACAGCCACUUCUAUCACAACUACCCUAACCACCCCUAUCCCAGAUCACACAACCUUUGCCAUCACAAGUAUUUUAACCACCCCUACUCCAGAUCUUACAAUCACCCCUACCCCUGAUCAUUCAACCAAUGCUAUCACAACUACCCUAACCACCUCUACCCCAGAUUGCACAACCUUUGCCAUCGCAAGUAUUUUAACCACCCCUACCCCAGAUCUUACAAUCACCCCUACCCCAGAUCAUACAGCCACUUCUAUCACAACUACCCUAACCACCCCUAUCCCAGAUCACACAACCUUUGCCAUCACAAGUAUUUUAACCACCCCUACUCCAGAUCUUACAAUCACCCCUACCCCUGAUCAUUCAACCAAUGCUAUCACAUCUACCCUAACCACCUCUACCCCAGAUCACACAACCUUUGCCAUCACAAGUAUUUUAACCACCCCUACUCCAGAUCUUACAAUCACCCCUACCCCAGAUCAUUCAACCAAUGCUAUCACAACUAACCUAACCACCCCUACCCCUGACCACACAACCUUUGCCAUCACAACUAUUUUAACCACCCCUACCCCAAGUACCCAAACCACCACUGUCACAACUACCCUAACCAUCCCUAUCCCAACUAACCAAACCACCACUGUCACAACUAACCAAACCACCACUGUCCCAACUAACCAAAUCACCACUGUCCCAACUAACCUAACCACCCCUAUCCCAACUAACCAAGCCACCACUGUCCCAACUAUCCAAGACACCACUGUCCCAACUAACCAAACCAUCCCUAUCCCAACUAACCAAGCCACCACUGUCCCAACUAACCAAACCACCACUGUCCCAACUAACCAAACCACCACUAUCCCAACUAACCAAACCACCACUGUCCCAACUAACCAAACCACCACUGUCCCAACUAUCCGAGACACCACUGUCCCAACUAACCAAACCAUCCCUAUCCCAACUAACCAAGCCACCACUGUCCCAACUAACCAAACCACCACUGUCCCAACUAACCAAACCACCACUAUCCCAACUAACCAAACCACCACUGUCCCAACUAACCAAACCACCACUGUCCCAACUAACCAAACCACCACUGUCCCAACUAGUCAAACCACAUCUAUCCCAACUAACCUAACCAGCCCUAUCCCAACUAACCUAAACACCCCUAUCCCAACUAACCAAGCCACCACUGUCCCAACUAACCAAGCCACCACUGUCCCAACUAACCUAACCACCCCUAUCCCAACUAACCAAACCACCACUGUCCCAACUAACCAAACCGCCCCUAUCCCAACUAACCUAACCACCCCUAUCCCAACUAACCAAACCACCACUGUCACAACUAACCAAACCACCACUGUCCCAACUAACCUAACCACCCCUAUCCCAACUAACCAAGCCACCACUGUCCCAACUAUCCAAGACACCACUGUCCCAACUAACCAAACCAUCCCUAUCCCAACUAACCAAGCCACCACUGUCCCAACUAACCAAACCACCACUGUCCCAACUAACCAAACCACCACUAUCCCAACUAACCAAACCACCACUGUCCCAACUAACCAAACCACCACUGUCCCAACUAACCAAGACACCACUGUCCCAACUAACCAAGCCACCACUGUCCCAACUAUCCGAGACACCACUGUCCCAACUAACCAAACCAUCCCUAUCCCAACUAACCAAGCCACCACUGUCCCAACUAACCAAACCACCACUGUCCCAACUAACCAAACCACCACUAUCCCAACUAACCUAACCACCACUGUCCCAACUAACCAAACCACCACUGUCCCAACUAACCAAACCACCACUGUCCCAACUAGUCAAACCACAUCUAUCCCAACUAACCUAACCAGCCCUAUCCCAACUAACCUAAACACCCCUAUCCCAACUAACCAAGCCACCACUGUCCCAACUAACCAAGCCACCACUGUCCCAACUAACCUAACCACCCCUAUCCCAACUAACCAAACCACCACUGUCCCAACUAACCAAACCGCCCCUAUCCCAACUAACCUAACCACCCCUAUCCCAACUAACCAAGCCACCACUGUCCCAACUAACCAAACCACCCCUAUCCCAACUAACCAAACCACCCCUAUCCCAACUAACCAAGCCACCACUGUCCCAACUACCCGACCCACCACUAAACCAGGUACACUGACCACCACACAACCAGGCAGUUUAACCCACAGUAACCCUGCAGGCACAAGCACAACUGUAAAACAGACCACGACAACCAAACACAAGCCGAACUCCACCCUCAUCCCAGGUAACCCCAGCACGCCUGCCCCCCCUGCAUCACCAGCUUCCCCUUCCUUUCCUUCAACGCGCCCCCCCCUGGUCUGUAUCCAUGGGCAGAACGUGAAUGGAGUGUGCCUCUGUCCGGACGAAUGGACUGGGAAGUUCUGCCAAAUACCAAAUUUCUGCAAUGGAACCGAUGUCGAUGGUUUCACUUUCAACAAGACUGUCAUUGGACGGUUUAGCUACUCGCGUGAGCACUGUAUGAGAACAGCCAAUGGUAAUGUCAUAUUUAAAAACUGUGUCUUUUUAUUGGUCUGCUGCUCAAGAACACGGCAGAGGGAAGGAAAGAACAGAGAAGGGUUACCAUAAAGCAAUGU